Molecule: messenger RNA, 2352 nt
Organism: Pungitius pungitius (ninespine stickleback)
Lineage: Eukaryota; Metazoa; Chordata; Actinopteri; Perciformes; Gasterosteidae
Product: rho GTPase-activating protein 8-like
Exons: 13
Coding region: 310-1599 (429 amino acids)
Biological process (GO): negative regulation of endocytic recycling; small GTPase-mediated signal transduction
Cellular component (GO): cytoplasm
Molecular function (GO): GTPase activator activity
Source: RefSeq, a predicted model, not a curated record
GCUGGUCCUGGUGGUCUCUAGUGGUCGUGCUGGUCCUGGUAGUCUCUAAUGGACCUGCUGGUCCUGGUGGUCUCUAGUGGUCGUGCUGGUCUCUGAUGGUCCUGCUGGUCCUGGUGGUCUCAGAACUGAAGAUACUGUAGUAUUACUUCGCUUCCUGCGCCAUCACGUGUCCGUUCUUCUGCUCUCUAUGGAGUCGGCGCAUGAGGACAAACUGCGCAUGCGCAGUGCGUCCUGCCAGAGGCUCGUUGAAGGAAGUUUUGCACCAACUUUCUUACCUGUCGGACGUGUGUGAGCGUCUCGCGCUACAGAAUGACGUCAGCUUCACAUCUGGAGCAGCUGGCAGAAAUAAAGCUUCAGGAGGAAGAGGAGGAAGAGGAGGAGGAGGAGGGGGGGGGUGAGAGGUGCUUCACAGACGCUCCGUCAGUUCCUCCCGUCGGAUCCAGUCCUGAUCCUUCUCACCCGUUCUAUGACGUAGCUCGACACGGCAUCCUACAGGUCGCAGGUGACGACAGGUACGGCAGGAAGUUGAUCACCUUCAGCAGCUGCUGUUUGCCUCCAUCACACCAGCUGAACCACCUCCGCCUGCUGGAGUACCUGAAGUUCACGCUGGACCAGUACGUGGAGAUGGACUACAUCCUGGUGUACUUCCAUCACGGCCUGAAGAGCAGCAACAAACCGUCACUCAAGUGGCUCCGAGGAGCUUAUGAAGAGUUUGACAGGAAGUACAAGAAGAACAUGAAGACGCUUUACGUCGUUCAUCCGACCAACUUCAUCCGCCUGCUGUGGAACCUCUUCAGGCCUCUGAUCAGUCACAAGUUUGGGAAGAAGCUGAUGUACGUGAACCACCUGAGUGACCUGCAGGAGCACCUGAACUACCAGCAGCUCCUCGUGCCCCCGGAAGUGCUCAGACACGAUGAGAAGCUCCGAGCCGCUCAGGGAGGAGGACCCCCCCCCUCAGUGAGGACCCCCCCACCCCGCCCCCCCCUGCCCAGCCAGCAGUUUGGAGUCAGUCUGCAGUACUUGAGGGAGAAGAACGCAGAGAUGAUCCCACCUGUGAUGCUGCAGACUGUGAGCUACCUGAAGCAGAAAGGUCUGAGGACCGAGGGCAUCUUCAGACGCUCGGCUCGAGUCCAGCUCAUCAAGGACGUCCAGAGGCUCUACAACCUGGGUAAACCUGUCAACUUUGACGAGUACGACGACGUUCACGUUCCUGCCGUCAUCCUGAAGACGUUCCUCAGAGAGCUGCCCGAACCCCUGCUCACCUUCAGGCUCUACAGCCAGGUGCAGGACCUCCUCAGUGUGGAGAGCAGUCUGAGGGUCAGCAGGUGUCAGCAGAUGAUGGAAAGUCUUCCUGAACAUAAUUUCAUUGUCGCAAAAUAUCUGCUGAGCUUCCUGCACACGGUGUCCCAGCAGAGCAUCGUGAACAAGAUGAGCUCCUCUAACUUGGCCUGCGUGUUCGGGGUCAACCUGCUGUGGCCUCGCCGCGCCCCCCUCUCCCUCCCCACCCUCACGCCCAUCAACAUCUGCACCGAGAUCCUGGUGGAGCAUUUCCCCACCGUGUUCGGCUCGCGCAACCCGCCUGCCCAGGUGGACCCCUAAGACCCGCCUGCCCAGGUGGACCCCCUAAGACCCGCCUGCCCAGGUGGACCCCCUAAGACCCGCCUGCCCAGGUGGACCCCCAAGACCCGCCUGCCCAGGUGGACCCCCCAAGACCCGCCUGCCCAGGUGGACCCCCUAAGACCCGCCUCCCCAGGUGGACCCCCCAAGACCUGCCUGCCCAGGUGGACCCCCUAAGACCCGCCUCCCCAGGUGGACCCCCCAAGACCCGCCUGCCCAGGUGGACCCCCUAAGACCCGCCUCCCCAGGUGGACCCCCCCUAAAGACGUUUCCUCUUGUUCUGAACAGAAACCCAAAUAAAGAUUGCUGCUCCUCAGAGGAGGAACCCUGACGUGUUGCGUUGUGGAGCUGCAGUUGGUCGUGUGUAUUCUGUGUUGGUUGCACACAUCUUACAUUCUAGUCUUCUCAUUAAAUACAAAAAUAAAUUCCAUAAAGAUGUUUUCAUCCCACAAAAAGCAUCAGAACAUGUGAAGGAUUAAAAAAGAAAGUGACGUGAAAACAACUUCAGACUUUGUUGUUCUUGAAUUUUGUUUAUUAAUGAUUCCAUUUUUUAGUAAGAACUUGAUACAAAAAGGUGAGACUACUCUUUACUCACUGACCAAUGAACCUUUGAAUGCAUCAUAAAGAAGAGAAACUACGUUGGCAGAUUUAAGACAAACACGUUGCUAUACACACUAUCCUGGACCAUCGCCAUGACAACCCACACAACUACUUCCAUCAAACCAAAUGUUUGCU